AUGGACGACGACUUAUUUGGAGUGUUCAGCGAAGCGCCCUCCACCGAGGUGCCGGAAGCCCCGAACGCUGCAACUACCCAAUCCAACAAGCGUCCCCACGAAUCUCUGCCACAACCUGCAACGAAGAAGGCCAAAGUUGCUUCUGAAAACGACGAAGCUUCGCAAGACAAGAAGCGACCAUCGGUGAAAGUUCCCCAAAAGAAGGACAUAAAACCCGUGGCGACCGAUGCGACGGAAUUAACAUCUUCUUAUGAGGUCAAUCAGUCUUUGGGUUUGCUCGAAAAACCUUCCGCUCACGAAGGGGUGAAAGACACUGAUGCUAGUGAAGCGACCGUUAAAAAUAACGACGGUAAGCUUAAGUUACUGCAUCAAGUACGUCACCAGGUUGCUAUCCCCCCUGAUUAUCCUUACAUCCCCAUUUCUGAACACCGUCGCAAAAAUGAUGCCCGGAAAUACCCAUUUACAUUGGAUCCCUUCCAGGAUACAUCCAUUCUGUGCAUUGACCGGAACGAAUCGGUAUUAGUGUCUGCACACACUUCGGCCGGUAAAACUGUGGUUGCUGAGUAUGCCAUUGCUCAGUCAUUAAGGGAAAAGCAACGUGUGAUUUACACUUCACCUAUUAAAGCCCUUUCAAAUCAAAAGUAUCGUGAGUUACGUGCCGAAUUUGGGGAUGUAGGUCUUAUGACCGGUGACGUUACAAUUAACCCGGAAGCAGGAUGUCUUGUGAUGACGACCGAAAUUUUGCGGCUGAUGUUGUACCGCGGGUCAGAGGUUAUGAGAGAAGUCGCCUGGGUAAUUUUUGACGAAGUUCAUUAUAUGCGUGAUAAACUGAGAGGGGUGGUUUGGGAAGAGACUAUUAUUCUUUUGCCGGACAAGGUGCACUAUGUAUUUUUGUCGGCUACUAUUCCCAAUGCCAUGGAGUUUGCUGAAUGGAUUGUGAAGAUUCAUAAUCAACCCUGUCAUGUUGUUUAUACCGACUUCAGACCAACUCCGUUACAGCAUUACUUGUUCCCCGCCAACGCUGACGGUAUUCACUUGGUGGUUGACGAGAAGGGCUCUUUCAGAGAGGAGAACUUCCAAAAGGCUAUGGCGCUGAUCAGUGAUAAUGCUGGUGAUGACCCGGCCUCUGCGAAUCUGCGGGGAAAAUUGGGCCAAACUCAUAAAGGAGGGCGAUUACUGGAUGGCAAAGGCGACAUUUACAAAAUCGUAAAGAUGAUUUACCAAAAACGCUACAACCCGGUGAUUGUGUUUAGUUUCUCGAAGCGCGAGUGCGAAUCAUUGGCUUUAAAAAUGUCCAAGCUCGAUUUCAAUAAUGAUGAAGAGCGUCAAACAUUGACGGAAAUUUUCAAUCGCGCCAUUGAUCUUUUGCCCGAAGAUGACAAGCAGUUGCCGCAAAUCAAAAGCAUUCUUCCUUUGUUGAGAAGAGGUAUCGGUAUCCAUCAUCUGGGUCUUCUUCCAAUUCUCAAGGAGAUUAUCGAAAUCUUGUUCCAAGAGGGUUUGCUUAAAGUGCUUUUUGCCACUGAAACGUUCUCCAUUGGUUUGAAUAUGCCUGCGAAAACUGUGGUGUUCACUUCGGUCCGUAAGUGGGACGGUGUUGGUUUCCGUUGGGUUUCUGGUGGUGAAUACAUUCAAAUGUCAGGGCGCGCUGGGAGACGUGGCCUUGAUGAUCGGGGUAUUGUAAUCAUGAUGAUUGACGAAAAGAUGGAACCACAGGUGGCCAAAGGCAUGGUCAAAGGUCAGGCCGACCGCCUUGACUCUGCCUUUCAUUUGGGCUACAACAUGAUUUUAAAUCUUAUGCGCGUUGAAGGCAUUUCGCCUGAGUUCAUGUUGGAAAACUCUUUCUAUCAAUUCCAAAAUGCGGCUCUGGUUCCCCAGUUGGAACUGCAGAAACAAUCGUUGCAAAAUGAGAUUUCGGAAAUUGUUGUUGAGGAUGAAUCGCAAAUCAAGGACUACUAUGAUUUGAAGCAUCAACUCCAAAAGUAUGAGAAUGAAGUGCGGGAAAUUGUGACGCAUCCUGGUCACAUUUUACCCUUCAUGGUGCCAGGUAGACUUGUAAGAGUCAAAAUACCCCAGAAGACCGCUAAUUCGUACCAUGACUAUGGUUGGGGUGUAGUCCUGGGCUUCUCCAAACGUGGUAAACCUGUCCGGGGCGCGCCUGCCUACUCCCCGCAUGAUUCAUACGUGGUAAAUGUUUUUGUCACUACGAUGUUCAAAGAUUCGCCCGUCAAUUUGAUUAAACCUAACAACCCUCAACUUCCUGAAGGUAUCCGUCCAGCUGCUGGUUCAGAGCAGCUGCGGGGUGAGUUUAUUCCGGUAACCUUAAGCUCCAUUUGGCAGGUUUCAUCGGCCAAAUUGAGGGCUCCAAAGGAUAUGACGCUGUCAUCGACGAAGAAGCUCCUUGUGAAAACUUUGAAAAACGCCCUUCAACAAAUGAAAGCCGGUGUCCCAGAUUUAGAUCCAGUAUCAAGUAUUAAGAUCGAAGAUCCUGAGUUUUCAACUCUUCUUCGCAAAUGUCAAAUUCUCAAGGAGAAGAUGAACAACAAUCCGUUGGCUGGAACCGCAAAACUCGCUGCCAAUUACCCCACUUACGAAAGAAAAGUUGCGUUGGAGAAUGAGAUACUGACGAUUUCCAAAAAAAUCAGCGAAACACAGGCAGUUAUUCAAUUAGAGGAUCUCAAAAAUCGCCGCCGGGUCUUACGUCGUCUUGAAUUUACUACUGCCGACGACAUCAUCGAGCUUAAGGGUCGGGUUGCCUGUGAAAUUUCCCUGGGUGAUGAGUUGGUCUUAACUGAGCUCAUUUUCAACGGUACUUUCACCGACUUGACUUCCGAACAAUGUGCAGCCUUGUUGUCUUGUUUUGUGUUUCAAGAAAAGGCCAACGAAGUUCCUAAGCUCACUCCUGAGUUAGCAGAACCGUUCAAGAAUUUAACCGAAAUGGCGGCAAAGGUGGCAAAGGUGUAUCGUGAAGCGAAAAUUGAUAUCGUGGAGCAAGAUUAUGUUGAUACAUUCCGUCCAGAAUUGAUGGAAGUGACGUAUGCGUGGUGCAAGGGAGCCAAGUUUGCGCAGCUUUGCAAGAUGACUGAUGUGUAUGAAGGUUCGUUGAUCAGAACAUUCAAGCGGUUGGAGGAAUUGAUUCGUCAAAUCGUGGAUGCUGCUAAAACCAUCGGGAACAAUGAGUUGCAGCAGAAGAUGGAAAAAGCAGGUGAGAUGGUUCAUAGAGACCUCGUAGCGGCUGCAUCGUUGUAUUUGGACUAG
This is a messenger RNA of Diutina rugosa, 3255 nucleotides long. Its product is annotated as ATP-dependent RNA helicase. Gene Ontology annotation, biological process: RNA catabolic process; maturation of 5.8S rRNA. The transcript has a single exon. Gene Ontology annotation, molecular function: RNA helicase activity; RNA binding; ATP binding. NCBI's taxonomy places the organism in Eukaryota, Fungi, Ascomycota, Pichiomycetes, Serinales, Debaryomycetaceae. The record is from RefSeq and is a predicted model, not a curated record. Bases 1 to 3255 code for a protein of 1084 amino acids. Gene Ontology annotation, cellular component: nucleus.